AUGGAUGUCUACAUAUUGAAACACUUCGUGCCGCCUCAGCUUAGUAUCUACAACGGGACUACUGAUCCAGAUGAUCAUGUGCAAGCCUUUUCCACGCGGAUGGCCUUCAGAUUCGGUAACCGAGCUAUAUGGUGUCGAGCUUUCUCUUUGUCGUUAGAAGGAGAGGCGUUGGAAUGGGUUAACUCGUUACCUCCCAACUCCAUCCAAAGUUUUGAGGGAUUGAAGGAGAUGUUCGACAAACAGUUUGCCAGUAGUCGCGCUCAAGACCCGACAGUCUUUGAACUUUCAAAUCUCAACCAGGGCAAGGACGAAACCCUAAAAGCAUUUGUGGACCGGAAACGCCCCAAAACCAUGGAGGAGCUGAGGGAGCGAGCGGCCAACGAGGUGAGGGUGGAGGAAAUGAAGCAGGCAUACAAGAAGGAGGCUCAGGAAAGUAAGGAAAGGGUAGAGGGCAAGAGGCCGGAGGGUCAAACCGCGAGGCCGGCCAGAUUUAAGCCAAGAGAGCUGCCUAGGGGACCUCGCUUCCAACAGUACACCCCUUUAAACGCUCACCCGACGUGUAUCUUACAAGAGGCGCUCAAUAUUAACCUCAUCCCGCCAUUAAAGAAGCGACCCACCCCGCCUGGGGCCGACAACAACAAGCAUUGCCUUUACCACCAAAACCAGGCGCACACUACGGAGGAGUGUGUCACCUUAAGAGAUAAGAUUGAAGAAUUGAUCAGGGCUGGUCAGAUAAGGCAAUAUAUUAAGACCGUUAGCAAUACCACGUCGCAUGAGCGCCAUAGAAGCCCCGUGAGGAGAGAUGAUCGUAGCAGAAGUCGCCGGCCGUCGUACAAAGAAGAUCAGCCAAGGUAUGAAAAGCGACGUAGCAGGAGCCGCAGCCGAAGCAAGGACCGCCCAAUUAGAGGGCGAAUAAAUACCAUAUCCGGCGGAUUUGCUAGAGGUGGGCCGUCAUCGUCGACCAAGAAACGCCACUUCCGAGCAUUACGGCCGGUGAACAACGUUCGGACAACCAAAAAAUCCAUGCCACCAAUCACUUUCAGCGACGAAGAUUUUCACGCGCCGGAUUUGGACCAAGAAGAUCCCAUGAUAGUGGGAUUCGUUGGUGAGCGAGUGGACACGCGUGGGUAUGUCGACUUGCGUACACGGUUGGGCACCGGCUGA
This is a messenger RNA of Vigna radiata var. radiata (mung bean), 1164 nucleotides long. RefSeq lists its product as uncharacterized. The record is from RefSeq and is a predicted model, not a curated record. NCBI's taxonomy places the organism in Eukaryota, Viridiplantae, Streptophyta, Magnoliopsida, Fabales, Fabaceae. Bases 1 to 1164 code for a protein of 387 amino acids. The transcript is spliced from 3 exons.